Molecule: messenger RNA, 916 nt
Organism: Paramecium sonneborni
Lineage: Eukaryota; Ciliophora; Oligohymenophorea; Peniculida; Parameciidae
Source: the annotation of a GenBank genome assembly
AUGGAUAGUAAUAAACUAAUAAAAACUUAGUAAGAAAAUUAAUCAUAAGGGAAUGAUGAAUCCACAAGGCAUUUGAGUGAUAUCUUAGCUAUGAAAUACACAUAAAUUUAAUAAAUUCCUUCUUAAACAAUCAACUUUAGAAGUCUUAGAUAAAGGUUUGGAUUAAUUUAAGAUUAUUAUUCUUUGCCACUUAAAUUUGAAUAAUUGUUAUAAACCAUGAAAACUAUCGAAUGGACUUAUUGGAAGAAAUAAAAGCCAAUCGCUUAUGAAAUUAAAACUAAAGCUUUCAGGAUCUUAUAGAUUGGAUAAUUAUUGAAACUUGAUUAAGAGCUUUAUUAAAUAAAAAUUGUAGAAAAAUCUAUUUAAAUUGUUCCUAAGGAUAUUCUAAUUGAAAAUUUACCUUCAUUUCAACCAUUCGCUUAUUAGUUACCAUCUGUCUUUGAAAGUAGAAUAACAAAAGUCAGAAGUAUUUUAGAUUAAUUAGUGCAAACUGUUCAUGAAAAUUACCUACACAUAAUUAACCAAUAGAAUUUUAAAGAAAAAUCGCUGAAAUCUAAAAUUUAUUACCCUACAUUUGAUUUAAACUUAGUCCCAGAUAUAAGUACCAUUAUAAAUAUAUUCUGAAGACCAAAAAGUUUAGCUUCAACAAAUUAUCGAAAAUACUAUCUAAUAUUUUAAUAAACGAACAGUCUCUUUUAUGUUUUACCCAAACUUAAUUAAUUAUUUGUUAAGUAAAAUAGAGAUGAAAAAAGAUUAGAUGGAAAAAUACAUUCAAUUUUUGAUGAAAGUUCAACCAGAUUUUUUACAGAUAACAAAUUAAAAGAAAGAAUAACUCAAAUUAAAAUGGAUAAUCUAAUUAAUAAAUAAAGCACUGUAGAAAAUUAAAUUCAAUAAUUGGAAAACUUAUUUAUAUUGA